AUGGAACAUUCGGCCAUUUCAAUGGCUCCAAUGAGUACAACAACAGCAACAAAUAAUUUAAUUUUAGAAAGCGGAAUUUGUUCUGUUUGUGGAGAUAAAUCUGCUGGAAGGCAUUAUGGAGUGAUGGCUUGUUAUGGAUGUAAAGGCUUUUUUAGAAGGACUAUUCGAUCCAAACAAAGCUACAAUUGCCGAUUUCAAAAACGUUGCAGUAUAGAUAAAGAUCAACGCAAUGCUUGUCGUUUUUGUCGUUUUCAACGUUGUUUACAGGUUGGAAUGGAAGUAACAGCAAUUAGACCAGAUAGAGAUGUUAUUGGAAAACAGAAAAAUCCUCGAAAAAAGAAAUUACUUUUAUUACAACAAAAUACUAAAUCAGAAAAUUUAAAAACAAAAAAUAAAAAUAAGAGAGGAGAUAAUAAUAAUAAUUUUUGUUGUAUUCCUUCACCUGGAGCUGAAUCUAAUAGUUCUCAACAGGAAGAUUUACUUCUCGGGGUUUUUAUGGAUAUACAUUCCAAGGCUGGGGAGGGAAGUUUAUUUCCUUCAACAACAAAUAAUGAAAGAUUUUUUAAUAAUUCUUUAUUAUUAUCCCCAUCAAAUAACAACAACAACAAUUCUUCUCCUCCUUUUGUAGAAUUAGCUAUUGGAAUUUCUGUUCCAAAUACUUCAGCAAUACAAUUACGGCGAAAUAUUAAACCUGAUCCAGAAAUUUCUUUAUUUAUGUUAUUACAAAAUCCACAAACUUUGGCCGAAUAUUCUCUCGAAGAACCGGUAAAUAUUUCUGAAUUUGGUUUAUUAACUAUAUUAAAGUAA
Meloidogyne enterolobii is the source of this 807-nucleotide messenger RNA. NCBI's taxonomy places the organism in Eukaryota, Metazoa, Nematoda, Chromadorea, Rhabditida, Meloidogynidae. The record is from the annotation of a GenBank genome assembly.